AUGACCAAGAAGCGUAGACUCGACACCAAACUCCGCGGUCCAGGGCCGAAACUCAGGAACCAGUCUCGUCACCAAGCACCUCAGAGAAAGCCCCAGUCCCAAUCCCAAUCCCCAUCCCAGCCGCAACCUCGAAAGACCCAAAGACACCAGCAGCACCAGCAACAGCAUCAGAAUCAGAAACCCAUCAUCCCAUUCGACCCCACCGACCGCAUACUCCUCAUAGGCGAGGGGGACCUCAGCUUCGCCGCCUCGCUAGUCACCCACCACGGCUGUCGGAACGUCGUGGCUACCGUGCUGGAGAAGUCGUACGAGGACUUGAUAGCCAAGUAUCCCCAUGCCGUCGCCAAUAUCGAGACGAUAAAUAACCCUCAUCCUCCUCCUCCUCCUCCUCCUCCUCCUCAUACCACCAAUUCUAAGCUCGACCGGAAAGAAGGGGAAGAAGACGAAAAAGACAGAGACGGAGAAGAAGAGGAAGAAGAAGAAGAAGAAGAAGAACAAGAUCAACUUCGUCGACGAGUCAUAGAAGCCCGUCGACAGCAACAGAAUCAGAAUCAGAAACGAGCAUCCCCCAAGAAGAACCAAAAGGCACCGCCACCCUCCUCCUCCGUGGGCAGCAAGGUCGUCUACGGCAUAGACGCCACCCGCACCCUGCCCGCGUCCGUGUCCCGCCCUCGACCGACGAGGAUCAUCUUCAACUUCCCCCACGUCGGCGGCAAGUCCACCGACGUCAACCGCCAGGUCCGCCACAACCAGUCCCUCCUCGUCAGCUUCUUCGACAGGGCCGUCGUGCCCAACCUCGCGCCCGGCGGCACCGUCGUCGUCACCCUGUUCGAGGCCGAGCCCUACACCCUCUGGAACGUGAGGGACCUGGCCCGGCACUCCGGGCUCGCCGUCGACAGGACCUUCAGGUUCGACUGGUCCGCCUACCCGGGCUAUCACCAUGCCAGGACCCUCGGCGUCGUCAGGUCCAGGCAUGGCCCUGCCGGCACCGGUGCUGGGUGGAAGGGAGAGGACAGACCUUGCAGGACCUACAUCUUUGCCCGGAAGGGCGAGGAACCCCUGCUGCCUUCCCAGCUCUCCGCCGCCGCCGCCGCCGCCGCCGCCGCCGCCGCCAGGAAGAAGAGGCGUCGUGCCGAUUCCGACGUUGAGGAGGACUCGGAUAUGGACAAUGAUAGUGAUGACGAAUACUAA
This is a messenger RNA of Geosmithia morbida, 1191 nucleotides long. Its product is annotated as 25S rRNA (uracil2634-N3)-methyltransferase. The transcript has a single exon. NCBI's taxonomy places the organism in Eukaryota, Fungi, Ascomycota, Sordariomycetes, Hypocreales, Bionectriaceae. Gene Ontology annotation, molecular function: rRNA (uridine-N3-)-methyltransferase activity. Gene Ontology annotation, biological process: rRNA base methylation. Gene Ontology annotation, cellular component: cytoplasm. Bases 1 to 1191 code for a protein of 396 amino acids. The record is from RefSeq and is a predicted model, not a curated record.